This is a messenger RNA of Nycticebus coucang (slow loris), 948 nucleotides long. Its product is annotated as olfactory receptor 51I2-like. The record is from RefSeq and is a predicted model, not a curated record. Gene Ontology annotation, cellular component: membrane. NCBI's taxonomy places the organism in Eukaryota, Metazoa, Chordata, Mammalia, Primates, Lorisidae. The coding region runs from base 1 to 948 and encodes 315 amino acids. The transcript has a single exon. Gene Ontology annotation, biological process: G protein-coupled receptor signaling pathway. Gene Ontology annotation, molecular function: G protein-coupled receptor activity; olfactory receptor activity.
AUGGGAACCGAGAGCAAUGGAAGUCUUGAUCUUCUGUCUGUCUUCCUGACUGGCAUCCCAGGACUGGAGUCUCAACAUGGCUGGCUCUCCAUCCCUUUCUUCACCAUGUACAUUGUGGCCAUUGUAGGCAACGGCCUAAUUAUGGCAGCAGUUAAGAUAGACCCUGCCCUCCAUGAGCCCAUGUACCUGUUCCUUUCCAUGUUAGCUGUAACUGAGGUGGGUGUUUCUGUGUCUACAAUGCCUACUGUUAUGGGUAUUCUUUGGCUUGAUGUCCAAAAGGUUGACUUUGAUGGAUGCCUGGCCCAGAUGUUUUUCAUUCACACCUUCUCCUGCAUGGAGUCAGGAGUCCUACUGGCUAUGAGUUAUGACCGCUUUGUAGCCAUCUACAACCCACUGCGCUAUACAGCUAUCCUGACCCUGCCCCGUAUUAUCUGCAUGGGUCUGGGCAUUACACUGAAGAGUGUGGCACUCAUGGCCCCACUCCCAGCCCUUCUGAAGCAACUUCCUUAUUGUCACAUUAAUGUCCUCUCUCACUCCUACUGCCUCCACUCAGACAUGAUCCAACUGCCUUGUGCUGAUACUAAGCUCAAUAGUGUUCUGGGCUUAGCCAUUGUUCUGUCCACUUUCGGACUUGACUCAUUGCUCAUUGUGGUCUCUUAUGUGUUAAUUCUUUACACAGUGCUGGGCAUUGCUUCUGGGGAGGGACGGUGGAAGGCACUCAACACAUGUGUGUCACAUAUUUGUGCAGUGCUUAUAUACUAUGUGCCUAUGAUUGGUGUGUCUGUGAUGCAUCGUGUUACUAAACAUGCUUCACCCAUGGUCCACACACUCAUGUCUAGCAUCUACCUGUUUGUGCCACCUGUGCUCAACCCCAUCAUCUACAGUGUUAAGACCCAACCAAUCCGGCAGGGAAUUGUAAACAUGUUCUACAAGAAGGGAUUACUCUGA